AUGUCUGUUCUUCUGUCAAAGAUUCAAGACCUUGAGAAUUCUAUGGCUACCCAAUUAUCAUCUGAAAAGUCAAAGUCAAAGCAUGUUGUUAUGGAAGAUGAGGAGAUGAAGACACAACUGGAAUCUGCAAGGGGUCUGAUUGAGAAACUGGUUUUUGAAAAUGAGAAGCUUAUUGAGAAAGUGAACAACUUAAAUGGUGAAGUAACAACAACUGAUGAUCCAAUGGUGACAAAUUCUGAAGCUGAUGAUGAAACUUCAGCUACAGAGACAACUGAUGAUAGAAUUAUAGAGUCCAUGAAAAAAAUAUAA
Lactuca virosa is the source of this 309-nucleotide messenger RNA. Lineage: Eukaryota; Viridiplantae; Streptophyta; Magnoliopsida; Asterales; Asteraceae. The record is from the annotation of a GenBank genome assembly.